Messenger RNA from Rotaria sordida, 1212 nucleotides. NCBI's taxonomy places the organism in Eukaryota, Metazoa, Rotifera, Eurotatoria, Philodinida, Philodinidae. The record is from the annotation of a GenBank genome assembly.
AUGUUUCCACUACUUAGAAGUAAAUCUCUUGUAGAGACAACUCUGCCACAUGUACAUCUAAAGCAUAUUGAACAUCAACAUCAAACGAAUGAACAACUACUUGAUACAAUUGAUAAGCUUCUUCAUCAAUUAUCAUCUGCUCAACCAUUUUGUCUUGAAGAACUUGAACAAUGGCGUCAAACAGCUUAUCAAUCUAUAGAUCAAUAUUGCGAAAAAAAACGUCAUGAUUUAAUUGAAAAACAACAAGAAAAGUAUAAAAUAGAACUUCAUCAUCUACAAAAUGAAGUCAAUCAAUUAAUUAAAGAAGAAAAUCGAACAGAAAAUCAAUAUAUUUUAAUUAAUCAUAAUAUUCAAUUAACAGAAAUAAAAAUUAAUGAAUUAGAAAAUCUUCGAUUAACUCUUUAUCCAUUAGUUAUCGAUGAAAAACUUAUUGUUCAACAACAUAUUUUUCCUUUAUCUCAUCCUUAUCGAACCAUUCGUAUGACAACUGAUAUUGAAAGUUCAAUGGCUGUCAAUGAUAAAUAUCUUCUUGUUGAUCGAAAAAAUAUACAUCUAUGUUUACUUGAUCAAAAUUUAAAAAUUAUUAAUGAAAUACCAUAUACACAUUAUGGUAUUCAUAGUAUUUGUUGGUCAUCAACAAUUAAUCGAUUUAUUAUCAUUACAUUUAAAGAAAUAUUAACACUUGAUGCAAAUACAAUGAUAUUGGAAGAGUCUUCUAUUUCAUUGAAUGAAAAUUGGUAUCGUGGAACUUGUUCCGAACACACUUUAUUCUUAUCAACAGUAGAAUUGGGUUCAUCAAUCUAUGAAUUUAAUCUUCAAUUACCUUUUAAAUUUAUUAAAGAAUGGCAUUCACCUAUAACAUGUGAAAAAAAUGAAAUUAUUUGUGAUCUGAAAUAUAAGAAUAACUUUCUUGCUAUUUCUAUUUUUAAUAACCAUAAAGAUGAAAGUCGUCUUGAUUUACGUUCAUCAACAACACUCGAAUGUAUUUGGUCAGUUCGAAUUCAUGGACGUUGUCGUUGUUGUUCAAUUAAUAUUGAUCAAUGGUUAGUAAUGAAUUAUAAUGAUCAUCGAUUCUUUCAUAUUUCGGCUAAUGGAAAACUAUUAAAAUCGGAUAAAUACGAUCAACAUCAACGAAUUGAAGAUAUUCUUCAAUGGGGUGAAAAUGGUAUGGUCGUCUUAACCAAAAGUAGUGUUAAUUUGCAUAAACUUUAA